AUGAGCCUAGAUAGUAUGGAGAUGGAAAGAGAAAAUGCUAAUGCUUUGUUGGUACAAAGUACACCAAAGCCUUCAAAAGUUCAAAAACAUAAUAAUAAACCAUUUCAGUGUCCCUUUAAAAAGGGGAAAAUAAUGAACUCUAUAGAAAGUUGUUUAGAUAAAUCAAUUAAGUUAAAAAUGGAUAAUAAUACUAAGAACACAUAUUCUUCUAAAAAUGCCCUUUCUAUAAAAAUUGAAGAAUUAAAACAAGCCUUGAUUAUUUUGAAUAAGUAUGAUAAAGAAAUAAAUACUAGAAAACUUACACAAAAAUGGAGGUGUAUAACACAGGCAGCAAUGUCAUAUAUUUUGAAUAUGACUCUCUGUAAAAUUGAUAAAAUAGGUGGCUAUCAACAGUUGAGAAAGAAAGAAUUUGAUUUACAAAAAAAGAGACUUGAAUACAUGAUGGAUGAUUCUAUGCAAGAUGAAAUUGAUACAGUAGUUGAAUCAGAAGACUUCAAAUCAUUGCCUAUUGAUGAUCAAGUAGAGUAUAAAAAAAUGAUGGACGAGCGAUUAAAGGAUUUUCAGAUCCAUAAACAAAAUGAAUUACAAAAACUAGAAAAACAAAUGAAUGAUACCACAAGUAAUGAGAUGGAUAUGAAAGAAUUAGCAGAUCGUCUUAAAAUUGAUUAUAAAAUGGUAUUUGAUAUUUGUGGUUGA
Molecule: messenger RNA, 696 nt
Organism: Arxiozyma heterogenica
Lineage: Eukaryota; Fungi; Ascomycota; Saccharomycetes; Saccharomycetales; Saccharomycetaceae
Gene: MEI5
Product: Mei5p
Exons: 1
Coding region: 1-696 (231 amino acids)
Source: RefSeq, a predicted model, not a curated record